Pseudomyrmex gracilis is the source of this 2428-nucleotide messenger RNA. It is a transcript of the gene mIF2, whose product is annotated as translation initiation factor IF-2, mitochondrial. Lineage: Eukaryota; Metazoa; Arthropoda; Insecta; Hymenoptera; Formicidae. Gene Ontology annotation, molecular function: GTP binding; GTPase activity; translation initiation factor activity. Gene Ontology annotation, biological process: translational initiation. Bases 70 to 2184 code for a protein of 704 amino acids. The transcript has 10 exons. The record is from RefSeq and is a predicted model, not a curated record.
ACUCGGAACGCAGUUAACGCCAAUUAUUUGAUUUUCUCAAGUUGGCUAAGCUGAUUGCAUAAUCAAAACAUGGCUGCAUCCUUGAUCAAGAUAUGUACGGAGUUCAGUUUACUGAGGCAGUCAUUCUAUGAAAUUGUCAGAAGUGAUAAUAUCAGAAAUUAUACAAUUCUGCACAAUUUAUGUAUCACAUAUACAUUAUGUCAGCAUUAUCACACAACGCCACAAUGCUUCAAGAAAAGAAAAGAAAAGUUCACAGGGUUCAAGAUAAAAUCAGCAAAAAAAGACAUGUCUGUUGUGGAUAUAUGGAACAGAAUGACAGUAUCGGAGCUAGCAGCAUCUGCAAAAAGAGAUAUAGAUGAUAUAAUCGAAGCGCUUUCUUUCUCUGAUUCAAGUGGAAAAUACAAUGAAAAUACUGUUAUUGAGAACCCAAAUAUAGUAUACGACGUGAUGCGAAAACUCGGUGCAAAGUUUAGACUAGUUUCCCGACCAGAGAGCAGAGAAAAGGAAACGAAAGAUCACGAUGUCGUCAAGCGGCCUUUAUCAGACGAAUCCGUUUUGAUUAAACGUCAUCCGGUAGUGACAAUUAUGGGCCACGUCGAUCACGGCAAAACUACCUUGUUGGACACAUUGCGCAACACAUCCGUUGUAAAAACGGAAUUCGGUGGCAUUACACAACACAUCGGUGCCUUCAAUGUGACGUUAAAAACAGGAGAAACAGUCACGUUUCUCGAUACUCCCGGCCACGCUGCAUUCAACGUUAUGCGAAUGAGGGGCGCGCAAGUGACUGACAUCGUGGUACUAGUGGUAGCAGCUGACGACGGCGUGAUGGAACAAACUGUGGAGAGCAUAAAUAUGGCAAAGGCUGCGAAUGUUCCGAUAAUCGUGGCGAUCAAUAAAAUCGAUAAACCUGAAGCUGACAUUGAGAGAACGCAGAACAUGCUUGCGCAACAAGGAAUUUUGGUAGAAUCGUUGGGCGGCGAUAUUCAGUGCGUUAAUAUAUCGGCGUUGAAUGGAACUAACGUAAAUCUUCUGACGGAAACCAUAGCAUUACAAGCUGAACUCAUGGGUUUGAAGGGCGAUCCAAUGGGAUUGGUCGAAGCUGUUGUGAUUGAAUGCUACAUCGAUCGUUAUCGCGGCAAAUUAGCGACAGCUUUAAUCCAACGCGGUACUCUGAGGAAAGGAGCGUUUCUUGUGAGUGGGUUGACGUGGGCCAAAGUAAGAGCCAUGUUUGAUCAUUCCGGAAAGCCGGUCACAGAAGCGAAAUUGUCCGAGGCAGUACAGAUCAUCGGCUGGAAGGAUUUGCCCAAUGCUGGGGACGAAAUACUCGAAGUCGAUAGUGAGAAAAAAGCACGCAUGGUGAUGCGAUACAGAGAAACGGAGAAAGCAAAGAAGCUAGCGCAGGAGCAUAAAAUUGCGGCGGAUAAAAAACAUGAAGAACAUCUAAAAGAAUACAAGACACUGCGAGAGAAGAGAAUGGCAAUUGGCAGAUACGCAAAAUUGGUGCUUCCUAUUAAAAACGAGAGACCCGACAACGGAAAGCCUAGACUCAACGUCAUCGUGAAGGGCGACGUCGCUGGCUCCGUAGAAGCUAUACUUGACGUUUUCGAUACGUACGGAAGCGACGAUAAGUGCCAAUUGAGCGUCGUUCAUUACGGCGUCGGACCCGUCACAGAGACGGAUCUGGAAAUGGCGGAGGUGUUCGAUGCCAUUAUAUAUUCUUUUAACGUGAACAUCACGAAGGACUUGGAAAAAGAAGCGAGUAAAAAUGAGAUAUCGAUUCGCCCAUACAACGUGAUAUAUAAGCUCGUAGACGAUGUCAAAAAGGAACUAAACAACAGGCUGCCUCACAUCGAAGCUGAAGAGGUGAUAGGCGAAGCAAAUGUGCUGCAGGAAUUCGAGAUCACUGAAAAGAAAAAGAAACUUAAGGUCGCGGGUUGCCGAUGUACCAAAGGUAUUCUCAAGAAAGACGCGAUGUACCGCAUGAUACGCGGACAAGAAACCAUCUAUGUCGGGAAAUUGUCUUCUAUGAGACAUAUGAAGUCCGAAACAGAAUCAAUAAAAACAAAUGUAGAGUGCGGUUUGAGGUUCGAGAAUCCUAACGUGUCCUUCAAACCCGGAGACAUUUUGAUUUGUUAUCAGAUGUACAAAAAGCCGCAAGAAACCGAUUGGGAUCCUGGAUUCUAACGUAUUGUAUAGUUUCGCUCAGUGAAAAAAGUCUUUGUGAACGCAGAUCGUGAAGACAAGAUGGUAAUUAAGUUAGGCCGUUGAAAUUCAAACUAAAAAUGGUCGGUAAUGAACUUGUAUCGAGUUGAUACAUUAAAACUGGAAUGAAUCAUCAUGAAUUAUGUGCAAUUAUUUUUCGACAUUUGAUCUUUUUUUAUAUGUAACACGUAUAUCUACAGGCGAUGUAUAGUGCGAUUUGUCAAAA